Messenger RNA from Zingiber officinale, 567 nucleotides. RefSeq lists its product as uncharacterized. Gene Ontology annotation, cellular component: cytochrome b6f complex. NCBI's taxonomy places the organism in Eukaryota, Viridiplantae, Streptophyta, Magnoliopsida, Zingiberales, Zingiberaceae. The transcript has a single exon. The record is from RefSeq and is a predicted model, not a curated record. Bases 90 to 455 code for a protein of 121 amino acids.
UCACCUUAUCUCCAAAUUCCUCUCCUUUCCUUUAUCAUACGAACCUCUCUCAAUUCCCCACGGCAACUGUUUGAUUUUCCAAAACUUCAAUGGCAUCCAUCUCCGCAGCAGCACUCUCAGCCGCGGCGGCAGCCAUUGCAUGCUCCGGAGCGAGGAGGGCGCCCACAGUGCGGUAUGUCGGAGGCCUGAACUCCUUCUCAGGGCUCAAGGCCGACAACGAGGUGUCAUCCCUCGGCCAGCCGACGACCGCCGCACGGUCCUUCGCUAAGGUCGCGAGCUCCCUGCGAGCGCCGCCGAAAGGGAAGCGGAGCAGCGGCGGAGCAUUGUCGACGACCUGCAACGCCGCGGGGGAAAUUUUCCAGAUCGCGGCCAUCAUGAACGGCCUUGUCCUGGUCGGCGUCGGCGUCGGGUUCGUCCUCCUGCGAGUGGAGGCGUGGGUGGAGGAAUCGGAGUAGGCGCAUGCGUGCAGCAUUAUUAAUAUAUUGUUAAUUCUGUCCCCGCAAACUUGUGUUCCAGAUUUCCAGACGUUCAUUUGGUUUAUUUGCAAGCAACAAUUUCUUUUCUGAA